UCCAUCCAACCAUCACGGCCACGACUUGAAUGGGCGCCGCGCACUCCAACGCCAGCCACGACCAGCGGACACCCGGGCAGCAGCAGCAGAAGCACCACCACCAUCCUUCGUCCAUCUUGUUCACGACAUCCGACGGGUCGGUGGGGCUCACGCACGAGUUUGUUCAGCAGUAUGUUCGACACAUGCCGUUCGAAGUCAAGCAGCCGGUGCUCACACGGCGCCACGUCCGGCUGAUCGAGGCCAACUGGACGCUCAUCUCCCGCGGCACUUCGUCGGCGUACGACGAGACUCGGCACGGGAACCCUGAUAAGUUCUUCCACCGGACGUACUACAGCCUAUUGUUUGCCGUGAUGCCGUCUUGCCGGUCAAUAUUUCGGUCGAGUAUGCAUCUGCAGGGCAAGUCGCUGUUUGCGAUCUUACGAGCCAUGACAAGCAUCUUGCAUUGCCCCGACAUUGUCGACCGAAUGCAAGCGUUGGCGGGGCGACAUUUGACCUACGGAUGCGAAAAAACCGACUACACAACCGCGGGCGUGACGCUCUUGAAGACACUUGAGAUUGUGAGCGGCGACCAGUGGAAUUACGACGUCAAGGAAGCGUACUUGACGGCGUUCUGCCUGCUCAUGUACCUCAUGCUGCCGGUAAUCGUACACAACCCGCCGGCCGCGGUCACCGACAGCGUCGUUGCUACCAUCACGGCCAUUAAAGUAGGCCAGCACUCGCAGCACCAUCACCAGCAGAAGGCGACUCCAACUCCCCAUCUUGUCGACCACCCCAAACGCAAAACCAGACGCAUCACGUUAACCCAUGCAUUUCCGUUGCGCUUUCUGCCUGGAGAUGGGGUCAUCCUUGGCAUUCCAGUGCUUGACCAACCAUCCCAACCACAAGCACUCGACGCUCCAGUAUCCGACGAACCCAGCAAUCCCCUAUUGUCCACCUCCCGCCAGUCGAAGAAACCACCCCAACAGCGUACUUCCAUGGUCAAACAAUACUUUCCCAUUGCUUCAUACCGGCCGCAUGCGUCGAAUUCACUUGACAUUUACGUGCACGACGAUACCACAGGUGCACACCAUCCUUGGUUUCACUCGGUCGAGUCUCAAACCAUUGGAAACGCCGAUCUUCGGCUGUACUGGGUCGAAUCGGAUCACCAUUUUGAAGUCGACGAUGUGCCGAAACUGCCCAAGUCGGUGCUGUUUGUCAGCUACGGCCUGGGCCUGGCGCCGUUUAUGGCCAUGCUCCAAGCUCUGCACAGCGUCCGACAGACGUAUGAUGGACAUGUAGUCGUGCUGCACUGCGCCGCCACGUUAGAAGACGCUGAAGCCGACCUGUCGUUAGCGGCGUCGAGCGUGGCUGAGAUCCGGCAGUGGCCGCAGUGCUCGAUCCAGUGCGGUACCCCCGACGCGAUGCUGCCCCUUAUCUCGCUCGUGCCCAACCCCCAACAAGCCCAGCACCUGUACGUGUGCGGCCCCCCGUCGUUUGUCGAUGCUACCCAGGACACGUUCACGCAAGCGGGCGGCCUCGCCCAACAUGUACAUGUAUCGUACUAUGACAUGUACAAUGGAAUGGUCGACGGCGAAAGAGUGCCGACUCCAAAACAUCCGAGUGAUGGAGGGGACAAGCUAGCGGGGGUGUGGAAUCGCCGGAGGACAAACAACGGCGGCCCCAACCGAGUUGUUCCGUAGGAGCAAGAAGAAGAAGAAUAUUAUGGCUGGAAGAGAGUUUGACGCGAGAUUAUUAAAUAUAUAUAGAUAUAUGUUAAGUGUGGAGA
Aphanomyces astaci is the source of this 1765-nucleotide messenger RNA. RefSeq lists its product as hypothetical. Gene Ontology annotation, molecular function: heme binding; oxygen binding; nitric oxide dioxygenase [NAD(P)H] activity. NCBI's taxonomy places the organism in Eukaryota, Oomycota, Saprolegniomycetes, Saprolegniales, Verrucalvaceae. Gene Ontology annotation, biological process: cellular response to nitrosative stress; nitric oxide catabolic process. Gene Ontology annotation, cellular component: intracellular anatomical structure. Bases 30 to 1679 code for a protein of 549 amino acids. The transcript has a single exon. The record is from RefSeq and is a predicted model, not a curated record.